ACAUCAAAAGCUGGAACAAUGAGUCUAAACGCUCAAAAAACUCUAAGCUUUAAGACUCUUCUACAAGCAAAAAGAGAUAUUAUGCAGAUAGUUAGAUCGGUUACUGCUACAAACGCCCAAGUGCAAGACAUCAAAGAUUUUAAAGAGAUGCCCGGACCACGUGUUGUACCGGUACUUGGUUCAGCAUGGGUGUUCCUGCCAAUUGUAGGGCGUUACAGUCUCCAAAAGCUCCAUCUUGCUUGGGUGGACAAACAGAGAUUAUACGGUGAUGUUAUUCGCGAAAAGUUUGGUCCACUUGAGUUUGUCUUUUCUUUUAAUCCCGAGCACUUAGACGUGGUGUACGAAAACGAAGGACCUUACCCUUCUAGAGGAGAAUUCGACACCUUGAAGUUCUACCGAGAGUCAAGGCCGAAAUGGUACAAGACUACUGGCGUGCUUGCAACACAGGGCAAAGAGUGGUGGGAUUUACGGUCCAAAACUCAGAAGCACUUGAUGAAGCCAAAAGCAAUUCAGGCUUAUCUUCUUCCAAUGCAAGAAGUCGCUAAGGAUUUUGUCCAGAGUAUACAGCUGGAAAGAGAUUCGAACGAAGAAGUCGCAGACUUUUUAGGAGAUCUGUACAAAUGGGCCCUUGAAUCCGUUGCUUUGGUUGGAUUGGACACGAGGCUGGGAUGCUUGGAGAGAAACUUAGCUCCGGAUUCUGAUGCAAUGAAAAUGAUUCGCUCUGUUCAAGCGCAGUUUGAUCUCAUGGGGAAACUGGAGAUGGUUCCUUUAUACAAAUACUUCUCUACACCAAACUGGAGGCGAUAUACGAAGGCUUCUGACAUUUUUUCAGAAAUCGCCUUCAGAUACAUUAAUAAUGCAUUGAACGAACUAAAGGCCAAUGAAGAGCAUGAAGACAAAGAGUUGACUUUGCUGCAAACACUUCUAUUGGAAAAAGGGUUGGACCUUUCUGGUGCCAUGGUGACAGUUGCCGAUAUGCUCAUGGCAGGUAUUGAUACGGGUUGA
Uloborus diversus is the source of this 1005-nucleotide messenger RNA. Its product is annotated as probable cytochrome P450 301a1, mitochondrial. The record is from RefSeq and is a predicted model, not a curated record. Gene Ontology annotation, molecular function: oxidoreductase activity, acting on paired donors, with incorporation or reduction of molecular oxygen; monooxygenase activity; iron ion binding. Lineage: Eukaryota; Metazoa; Arthropoda; Arachnida; Araneae; Uloboridae. Bases 19 to 1005 code for a protein of 328 amino acids. The transcript has 6 exons.